GGGACGCACGAUACCACCCAAUUCAUGACCCUCUCAUGAGUAUCCAACAACUUACCGAGUAUGAGAACAGCAAGCUUCUCAGCCACCAGCAAGGCGACUCGCAUUCGUCAUCUGACAGCGUCAGCACGCUCUUCUCCAACACGCAGCUGAUGAGUUGCGACGCCGACGGUGACAAGUUCGAGGAGUGCGAGGGAAACGACCAGCCUGCGGCAGGGGCAGAGUGGCAUGAGGUCGUUUCUCCCAACGAGGGAGAGGCCUACCAGCCAUCCGCAGGGCCACAGCUUCAUGGCGGCGCUGACCACUCGACGGUCAUCGUGUCACACGUGCUGCUCUCCCUGGGGAGCUUGCAGGCGCACUCGACCAAAGGGAAUGGUACGCGCGUAGGGGGGUGUGUGUGUGUGUCUGUAUGUGUAUCUAUGGGUGGAUAGCUAGACCGGUGCAGACAGACAGACAGACCAGCCCAUGCUGUUGGCUUCGGGAUGCACACAAUCGUUCACGACUGUGUGUGUGCAGAUGUGUUGUGCCGUGAGCUUGCCUCGAGCCUGCCCGACUCCAUCCAGGAUAUGCUCAAAGACUCCUCAGGAAGUAAAUGGCACAGACAGAAGUCAUGACAGACAUCGGCAGUCAUUGAUUGAUUGACACUUCUUCGUCUCAUUCUCUUCUCUCCCUGUGUGUGGUGUGCAGGUGUGCAGAUCGGUUCGUUUCUCCGGAAGUAUCCCAUGCUGUUCAGGCUCCACACCAACGACAGCAGCGAGGAGCUGGUACAACUCAACCUCAACCAGCUGCAGCAGCAACAAAUCACCCACACGGAGCCGCCAAACAGGGAUGACACGGACGCAGAAGCAGCCCCCCGUCAGCUGCAGCAACAGCAGCAGUUGGAUGGCGCUGCUGGCACUGACAGGGCGCCGGAAGGGGUGGGUGAGGACGCACCAUUACAGCUGCGGCCGGAGGAUCGAGCUGGCGACGUGCUAGAGGAGAGGGUGGUCAACGAACGACCCCCCACCGCCUUCGACUCGCACCAGAACGAACGGUCGGUCCGCAGGCAGGCAGACUGUCAUGCCUCCCAUGCUACCUACUUAUGCAACCCAUAUAUACGGUUGAAUGCCUUUUCCCUCCUCCCUCCCUGCAGAUGGCCUCCACCGGGUGUGUCCCACCCGUCCCCAGCAGGGUCGCGUGUGGCUCAACCCCCUCAACCGCCCUCCCAGCGCCACCACGAGACGGUGUAUGCCAACGAUGUGCCUUUGCUGUCGCCCUGCUCCAGCAUCGGCACGCCCAUUCCCCAGGGGCUGAGCACACCCCCGGUGCUGCCGCCGAGAGGCGCCAUGAGCGGUCCGCCACACGACUACCGCCAGAGGAGCAGACGAGACAGGCACAGGAGCUCCAGGGCCACACUGAGGCUGAGGGGGCUGCCGUACAGCGCCAAGCCAGAACAGAUUAGAGAGGUGAGUGAGGAAGAGUGAUUGCCGUGCGGUGCGUGUCUGAUAUAUAUGCCUGGCCGCAUAUAUGGGGGGUGUUCGGUUGGGUGUGUGUGCAGUUCUUCCGCGAGUACGACGAGCAUAUUUUGAGGAACAACGGCGUGCAGAUCGUCUACAAUGCCGACGGCAAGAGCACCGGCAACGCGUUCGUCCAUUUCACGGACCCGGCAGCAGCAGCCCAGGCGCUGGAGGAGAAGAACAUGGCCAUGUUUGCCACUCGCUACGUCGAAAUCUUCGCCUGUGGCGGGGGCAGACGCAAGGCCGCGGCAGCAGACAGGGACGACGGCGCCGACCACCUCAUGCCCAGCGCGCCGGCACACGUCUUCGACUCGCCGGGACACGUACGUCACCUAAUGGAGAGAAAGCCUUCAGUCAUUGCAUACCUGCCUGCCUGCGUUGGUGCUGGCUGUUUGCAAUGAUUGCAGUCCUCUGUGACAUCUUACGAGUACACUGCUGGAGGGGGACCACCCGUUGUGGACUCACAGCAGCUGGCUGAGAUUGACCCCUGUCUGGAUGGCGAGGGACUGCGGUCGCUGGGCAGUCCUAUGGUUGACGGCCUGGUGAAUGGUGUGCAGAUGGCCGCCCAGAGCCCCCAGCCCUCCCGCAAGCCGCGCAUAGACACCAGCGGCAUGACCACCGGCCACCUGCUCAUGGAGGUGGCCCGCAACGUUGUCCGGUCGCCAGACCGCCAGACCCCGCUGUCCAUCUUGGGGAUGAGCCUCACACCCAAGGCACGCAUUUUCCUCAAGCAGCACCACACACGGUACGGUAUAGUACAGUACGGUCAGCAAGCAAACCCCCUCACACGCCCCCCACACAGACAGACAGACAGACAGUAGCGCAUUAGUUAAACCACCGACCGCUGGUCGCUUGAUGCGAUGCAGGCUGAAGGAGUUUCUGCACCAGCACCCAAAUCUCUUCCAUAUCGGUGGCAACCGCGGCUCGGAGAUCGUGGCUUUCUGCGCCACGUCCCUCAACGACAUCGACCUAUCGAAUGUGCCGCCACUCCCAUCACCCCUCACCAAGCCGCCCCCACUGCAGCACUCAGCCUCUUUCCAGAGCGACUCACUUGACGACGACCUCCCCGCCACAUCGUCGCCACAGCCCGCGGACCAAGAUGCCGCCGUGGUGUCCCCGGCGCACGAGCAGCGGAUGCACACCAUCCACGAGAAUGCUGUGGCCACACAUGGAUAUCAGAGGCUGCCCUCAUUCGGUAGCGACGGAUUGCCCACCCGCGGUGGACCACCGGCACCACUAGACGAGCUGCUCAAGGCCACUACCCAACAGGAGACAGGCCAGCAUCAGUACCAGCAGCAUCAGGCGGACGAGCUUCUGAAUGCGGCACCGGCAUUCGCGGCGGCAGCCGAUGCUGUCAACGAGGCACCGACCGAGCCCCCGCCCCUUGACCAGUCGGUCGCCCUCCCACUCCGCUCGGACCCCUCGUUGGAGAGAGCCAUCACACCGCCCGAGUCGCCGCUCAAGAGAGAGUUUGCUGCCAGCCAUCACUGGGGCGCCGUCACAUCAACCAUGUUCCCUGAUGCCUACUCAGCGGCACAGGAUGCCCAAAUCGGCGCAGAGGGGAGGCAGGUUGGUCGGGAUGCGGUUCCGCCGUCUCAGCUCCCACAAGCGGGGGACUCUCGGUCGUCUUCGAUGGACAAGGACAUCGCGCGUCUCCCACACAGUCUCAACUGGGACGAGGAGGACCACUUUCCGACCAUCACCACUGCCGCCAACUUCAUCGGGGCGGACCAACACACGGGGCCGCCAGUCGCCCCCUCUCACAGCAGUGGGCCGACAAGCACCACCAGCCCCUGGGACCAUCCGCCGGCGUCAGCGAGCAGCCAUCCGCCCUUGGCAGUGUCAGCGGUGCCGCCUCCCUUGUUCAGCGGCCCCCUGGGCAAUAUGUGGUCAGGAGGGCUGGCCACCACACGAGAUGUCGGCCUGGCACUGGAGGCCGAGGUUCGUGGGGGCUGGCAGAGGCCUGCUGAGCCGGCAAUCAGUGGACAGCAGCACCCACAGCAGGGGCUUGUGUCGCCGACACACCCGGCAAACGUCCUUGCGGACACAGAGCUCAGGUGCGCAUGUGCCUCGGUAUUUUGACGUGUAGGACCAACAACAGAUCCGUUCCGUGACGGUCUUCAUGUCAUGUCAUGUCUGUGCGCAGGCCUCCGGAGCUGGGCGAGGGAUCGCCGCACUCCUCCUGGCUGAUUGUCCCAGACGCCAGCAGAGAGCAGCCCCUGGCCCCCAGUGACGAUGCCAAGGCGUCCCCCGCCAUCAAAGUCAGCCAGGCUCCCCCGUCCCCGGCAGACGAUGGCCCGCAGCGGCCGCCCCCCUUCCACGCCGCUUACCCCGCCAGCGCCGCCGAGCGUCCACUGUUCGUCCACACGCCCCCGACCAGCCCGCCCUUCAAUCCACACCUACGGCCGGCGGUCGGACAUGUCGACAGGCACAAGAAGGCCCCGGAGUGGUCGCCAAUGCCGUCGCCUACCCUGGGCAACUUGGCCUCACCGAAGGCGCAGCAGGAGGAUGCUGCAGGCAAGGUGAAGAGGCCGCCCGACUAUGGCGAGGUCACCAAUGACGGCCAGCCGAGGAGCCCCGCGGCGUUUCGCGAGCGGGGGACCACUGGCGUCUCGGUGCUGGACGUGGGGAUGAUGGGAUGCAGUUUGGCACACACGGUGCUGAGAGGCAGAGGCCAUGGGCAGCCCAUCGGCCCGUCGGUGUAUGAUGACGUCUCGGUCAUCACGCCAUCAGCUCGUCUGUGGAAGGACGUCCCGCCUUCGCUUCCCGGCGGUCCGCAGGGCGCCAAGGCAUUCCCUCCUGUGUACGAGGCCCCCUCUUCUCCCGCCAGCACCACCCUGCUGCACAAGCAACCGCCGUCAGACCCCUCACCCCACGCGGCGUCGCUGCGGUCGUCGCCCACUGCCGUCCUUCCCGCCCCGCCUCAGCUGGCCACCGGCCACCUGCAGCUCGCUGACAGACCCAGCAGCCACUGCAUAACCGCCGUGACCAAUCCUGCACCUCCAGCAGCAGCUGAGAGGGAGAGCCACACAGCCGUGGAGGCCCGUCCCCCUCCUUACGGCGUGCCGCCUGGCAUCUUGUCUGCCGGGCAUAGUAUGGUUGAGAGGGUGGUGGAGAGGGGCCAGCCGUCCGGCUGGACGCCCCUGUCGGGCCGCAGCUCCUUUGCGGACAACGUCCCGACAGGUGGGGGAGGCAAUAACGGGGCGUUCUCUCUCUAUGGCGAGGGGUCCAUCGACGGCGGCACUGCGCGGUCGAUCCACUCAGACGGCACGGGCAGCUCCGUCUUGGGCGACCCCACUGUGAACCGGUCAUCUGUGCUGCGGUUGAGGGGCAUCCCGUUCGGGGCCUCUGCCGAGGACGUCAGGCGUUUCUUUGACGAGCACGCGCUCAACAUUCUGCCCGACGGUGUGCGGCUGCUGUUCAAUCCUGACGGCCGACCGUCGGGCAAGGCCAUCGUCAAGAUGCGGUGAGUGUGUGUAAGGGCUGGGAGGGCCGACAGGGGGACGAAGCACAGGGACACUCCUCGGUGUGUGUUUGUCAGGGGUCACGAGGAAGCUGUCGGAGCCCAGCAGAGCCUCCACUGCAAGACCAUGGGUGAGUGAGUGAGGCCGACCCACUGGCGCAUUCACUCGUUUCUCGGCAAAUGGGGCUCGUGUGUGUCCUCAGGGAGCCGAUAUAUUGAGGUCUUCUUGGCGCCUCCCCGCAUGUGGUCCAGCCGCAAUGGCGACAGCUCUAACAGCUCCCUCGUCAACUUUCCCCUCCCCCCACGCCCAGACACCGCAACCACAGACCGAUCCGUCGACGACAGACUAGGCGCCGGCCGCAAUGCGCACAUAAAGGGUGACGCCGUCCUCCCAUAUGCCUCCCAGCAGCGGCCACAGGAGCAUGACGGUCUCGUGCAGGGAGGAUACGGCGUGCCGCCCCCACCCCCUGCCCCAUUUCGCCCAGGUGAGGCCCAGCGGGGAGGAGCCGGCUAUUCGCUGCAGCUCCAGCAGCAGUCUCUGGUGGUCGGCAGCCAACAGCAGCAGCAGCAGCAGCCACACCGCCCAUAUGUUGCUGGUGCGGCGCUGGACCGCCCAACCCCUUCUGGCUUCACCCAGCAGCAGCAGCAACGGCCGGCUCCCCCUCUCCGUUCUGCUGCUGCAGCAGUGAGGCACGACCCCUACUGGGAAGAGGCCAUCAGCCUCCGGCCUCGGAGCAAGCACGGCGACCCAGUGUGGGAUGAGUACCUGGACUCGAGCGGGACCGCAGACCGUGACGGCAACGGGCGGCUCUAUCAGCCUGGUGCUGUGGAUAGGAGAGACCACUCACAAAGGAGCUCGUUCGUCCCGGGCACGUCCGAGGCGCACGCCGCCGUCUACAGGUGGGUGGGUGGGUGAGGCAGCCAGCCAGCCAGCCAGCCAGGAGGAGCAGGAUGCGUACGCACGCUUCGUGUUGGUCUGUGUGUGUUCUGUUCAGGAUGCUGCGUCAGGCUGCCAAGCGUGACGAUGAGUAUCGCCCCCCACAACAGACGACCCAGCCCGCACCCCCUCACGACCGCCGGAGACAGUACAAUGACCUGGAUGUGCCAUCCUUUUCCCAGCAGCAGCACCAGGGCGGUGGUGGCGGUCGCCCGCCGCCCCCUCCAGGCUUCGGAGCUCCUGUCACGCCUGGCACCACCACUAGUAGUGUGAAUCGUCCGCCGCCCCCCCCUCCUGUGGAACCGCCCCCCCGGCACCAGUCGGCCUAUCCGGCCUUUGUGCAGGAUCGGGCAUACCCCCCUCUGAGUGGCCAUCAGGGGCCGAUUAUCUGGGGGCAGCCAUACCGGCCUAUGGGGACCUAUGACGGGGAACAUGACAGGGCGCCCGCUGCAAGCGACGACCACUGGUGACUGAGUGAACCAACGGAUUAACUCGCGCAGCCAGACUCAUUGUGACUGCUCUGGGGUCGUGCUUGUGGCUGUGUAGGUCUGGUGGUGGUGGUGGUGGUGGGUACGUAACUUCAUCCGGUGCCGCCGCGAAGCACUCAGCGGUGCAGAGACAGGUAUGGAUAGCAUCAGAGCAAGAGGCGGAUGCCCAGGGGUGCCGCGCUCAUCUUGGCCUGCUUGUGGUGUGUGUUCAGGUGGGUUACCACGGUGUGUCGGGUGCUGCUCCGUCAGCGAGAGGUGGUGGCGACGGUGUGGCUGGCGAGCGGCCCCCCGUGCAGUCAAGCUGGGGGACCACACAGACUGCCGACGGGAACCCGUUCCUGUCCAGAGCAGGCGGCGUGCCAGCCAGGGCUGCUGGGAGCUAUCGCGAGCCUGCUCUUGGAGCCGCUGCACAGCCACCGACUGCCGUCGCUUCCGGCCGCCAGUACGGCUUUGCAGCGCAGCACCAGCCGCUACAGCAACAACAACACCAGCAGCACCACCACCCUCCAGUUGGCGGCGGUGCGGCCGGCGGGGCGUUAGAGCAGCAGAGGUUCACAGAGGAACAAGUGAGCGGACAAACAGAACGGAGAGACCUGUUAGUGCGAGAGCGAAGGAUGUUGGAACGUGUGUGUGCAGGUGUUGUGGGAGUUGGUGGAUGCGCUGAGGCCUGGCGACCCGCAGCACCCAUUCGAUGUAUGGAUGUGGGCCGGGCCACUGUUGACAUACACACACCAUCGAGACAUCCAUGUACACCGGUUGGCUUACCUGACCUGUGCGUGUGUGUGCAGGUGAGGGCUGUAGACGACCUCUUUGGCAAGUUGUCCAAGCCCGCCCUGACAUAUUUGCUGAGGGCAAAGGUGACGCUGCAGGCCUUCCUUGAGAAACACAGCGAAUUUUUCGGACUUAGCUGGAGACAUGGUACACACACACACACGUGCACAUCACACGCGGGGCACAGAGAGAGGGAUCGCACUAGUGCCUUUCUCUGCGUGACGGGCGUGUUUGGUGGUCAGAUUUGAGCGAUUACGUCGUCCUUCUGAAGAAGGCGUGCUGAUGCUGGCUCGUCGGUCAAGUGGGUGCGGGUGGGUGGGUGUGUAGCUGAGUGCACGACGCACCCACUCCUGCACGUCUGUCUGUCUGUCUGGACGGCACGCCACGGAAAAUCGUUGGUGACAAAGUGGCAGUUUUGACUUACUUACGCACUACUCUCGUGGGUUGCUCCGCCUUGUCUCAGUCUGUCUGUCUGUCUGUCUGCGUGUGUGUGUGCGUGUGGGGUAAGACAGCGGCAGCUUUGAGUAUAGCUGUGGCUGUGGCUGUGAAUAUGACCUACCUCCUCUUAAGAGUCAGCCUAUUAUUAUCUUGUUGCUUGCGCCGCUUGGCCGGCCGGCCAGCUAGCCGGACAGCACGCCCAUUGUCAAUCGGUCCAGGUGUGCCCGGCUGGCUGGUCUUUUUAGACGUCUUCUGUGCCUGUCUGUCUCCGGCCGGCCCACUGACGAGCGGCGAGCGAGGCAGGACACCUGUGUCCGUCGGUCCGCCUGCCUGCCUGCCUGCCUGCAUUCCAUCUUUCCGGAUGCUGACGAUGGCGGUGCGCAAUGAUGAGCAGCGCGAGUUGUUGAAUGAUAGAUGGAUGCCUUUUGUGCUGCAUGCAUAGCUGCAGACAUGAAGCGAUCUUUCUCUCACUCUUUUUCGGGUGCUGCGAUGGAUGAUAUGCGAAUGUGAUGGAUGUGGUGGAUGUGGUGGAUGUGGUAGCGUCCAUCCAUCCAUCCAUCCAUCCACCAUCCGCUUUUCGUCAGCCCUUGCGCUUUGCAUGGCACGGCAUAUACAGAGAGCGCCAAAAGCUCAUCUGUACCUGCCGUGCGAAACCGUAUGUGGAGUUGAGGGGAGCGGAGAGGGGGAGAUGGGGCGGGGCGUGGCGGGGCGGGGCGAGAUGGGCUGGGGGUAGUGGGGGUCAGGAAAGGGGCAGUUGGCCAGCUUGGCACAUACAUACACACAGUACAGACAUGCCACUCACCUGUUGCUUCAUUGACACGGGCAGGGCAGUUUCUCGUGGAUGGAUGGAUGGGUGAAGCAGGGCGAUUCAUUGAUUGAUUGAUUGUCUGACUGAGUGACUGCUUGUCUAUGGAUGUGUGGCAGUGGGUGUGGUGUGGCUGGGUGGUGGUGCUCUGUGCGCCUUUAUCCCGGAGGGGCAGGACAUAUUUUUUUUUCUCUGCGAUGUAUCCAUCCAUCCACGUGUGGUUGUCUGUCUGUGUGCGCGUGAGGGGUUGUGUGUGUGUGUGUGUGUGUGUUCAUGCUGCUAGGCUAGGCUAGGCCAGCUGUUGGGGGUGAACAAAACUAAACUAACUUUGACUGACUGACACGUAUACACUUGCCUGCAUACAUACAUACACACCGCAUGUAUCGAUCGAUCGAUCUCCCAAUCAGUAUAUACAUGCGUGGACCAACUCAUUCAUGUGGCCUGGGCAGCCCUCUCUCUCUCUUGCCUUACCUACCUACCUACCUACCUACUCACCUACAUACCUACCUACCCACUCCAUGCAUGCUUGCAUACCUUCAUACACGACGCCCAUAUAUAUUCCUCCCUCGCUUUCCUCCACCCAGCCCUAGCUAGCUCGUGAAUUUCUUGUCGGGGUCAGUCAGUAAAUAAGUAAGUGAUUGUGGCUCGGUCUCCCUCCCAAUGAAUGGCUCGGCACGCAACGCGCGCCGAGACAACAGAAGAGGAGGGAAGAUCGAUCGACCGACCGACCAGCGGGCAUGCAAUGCAAUGCACCCAUACGCAUUCAUGUGUAUUCGUGUAUGUGUGCAGUCUGCCGUCCGUCAUUUCGAUCCAAGCCAGUCAGCGGCGGGGUUUGGCGAGACGGGACGAGGCGAGGCGAGGCCAAUGGUGGCUGGACGGCACCAGCGUCGAGGUUGUGUCUGUGUUGUGUGAGCAUGUGGGGGCAUAUGUCUGUGUGUCUGUGUUGCGGGUCGACAGACAGACAGACAGACAGACCAGCCCAAUGACAAGUGACUGGAUGGCUGACUGGCUGUGGGGUCUUUGCGACUGGGGCCGUACGUACAUACGCCAAUAUCUCUCUGUCUCUCUGAGUGCAUGACAAUGUUGUUGGGCUGGUUCUAUCUGUCUGGGGGAGCGUGUGAGUUGUGGUGUGGUGCAGGGGCUGUAGACACAUGUAGUCGGCCAAUCAGUGAGUAUUCGAGUACGCAUGACCGAAUGGGUGGAUGGAUGGUGUCGGACUUGUUUGUGUGCCUGCUUGGCUUGGCUUGGCUUGGCACAUCAGACAAAAAGGGGACAUAUUUCUUGAUGGUGUGUCAGGUCAGGACUCGUACGUACCAUGUGGGUCAUGUGGGUCAUGUCCACACACACACGCACACAUAAGGCGCGUGUUUUGUGAACAUAUGCAGCGAUCUUCUCUCUUGUCAGUCCAGUCACAUGUCUACUCUCUAUUAUCUGAC
Vitrella brassicaformis is the source of this 9831-nucleotide messenger RNA. The record is from the annotation of a GenBank genome assembly. NCBI's taxonomy places the organism in Eukaryota, Vitrellaceae.